Messenger RNA from Hirsutella rhossiliensis, 2022 nucleotides. RefSeq names its product peptidase family m49 domain-containing protein. The record is from RefSeq and is a predicted model, not a curated record. Bases 1 to 2022 code for a protein of 673 amino acids. NCBI's taxonomy places the organism in Eukaryota, Fungi, Ascomycota, Sordariomycetes, Hypocreales, Ophiocordycipitaceae. The transcript has 7 exons. Gene Ontology annotation, molecular function: dipeptidyl-peptidase activity. Gene Ontology annotation, cellular component: cytoplasm.
AUGUCUCGCACCGAAAGCUCCCAUGCGCCCCCUACCGGCGCCGUGGUUCACCAGCUCGUCGUCAAGCCGGUUUUCGAUGCUCUCGAACCGCGCGAGAAGCGCUACGCACACCACAUGGCGCGAGCGGCCUGGCAUGGAAGUAGAAUCAUUAUGUCUGGAGAUUGGGAUAGCUUGGUGACGCAAUGCGGCAUUCUCCCUGAAGAGCUCGAAGCCUUUCUGGAGUACGCUGGCACGUUUCUCUGCAACCUGGGCAACUUUUACGGCGAGGGCGAUCAAAAGUUCGUUCCCGAUUUGUCCAUCGAAGCUCUACGCAAAAUUUCGUCCAUCUCCCCGAAGGCCAAAGACGGACUGGACAAAAUUGUCGGCCCGUUGUUCGCAGUCCCACCAUUCAGUCUUGGAUAUCCUAGCAAGAACGCGCAGUCGGCAUACUAUCCUGGCACCGAGCCUAUUUCCCAACUAGAGGUCGCCAAGGUAUCUGAGGCCAUGGGACGACAUUCGAUAGGACCAGAGAAUACUCGAAUUCGGAAGCUGGUCGAGGAUGGCAAGCCCGUCUACCAGCUGCUACAGGCUUCUGCCGAGACUGCUGCUUCUAACGACACUCCACAGGAGCUCGCGGACGGCAUCUCCCUCAUUAAAGGCGACCACACCGAGGAACUGUCGAAGGUCUGUUUGGCUCUGGAGAAAGCAAAGGAGUACGCAAGCAACCGCAGGCAAGUCCAGUUCUUGACCAAAUACGUCGAAUGCUUCCGUACCGGUAGCUUGGAAACUUUCCAAGAGUCGCAAAAGGUGUGGGUCUCGGAUGUAUCUGCAAGAGUUGAACACUUGAUUGGCUUUAUCGAGCCUUACCGCGAUCCGGCUGGAAUUAGGUCCGAGUGGGAGGCUAUGAUAGGAAUCGCUGAUUCAGACGAGGUGUCUCGACUGAAGCGCCUCGUUGAGAGUUCAACCGCCUUCAUUCGACACCUCCCGUGGGCGGUGGAGGGCGUGAAUGACGGUAAAGGGCCGUUUGAGAAGAGUCUAUUCGAGGCUCCUGACUUCACUAGCGUCCACGCGCUCGCUGUAUGCGGUAGCAUCGUCUUCGAAGCUGCCAAUCUUCCCAACUACGAAUACAUUCGAGAAACCUGCGGCUUCAAAAACAUCGUGCUUGCGAAUCGUCUAAGCGCCAACAACAACCCCAAGCUACCGUGCUAUUGGGUCCUUCCAUCCGAGUUGAAGCGCUUCAAGAGCAGCACGCACAUAGUUAGGUACAUCACUACCGCCAUCCACGAGCUCCUCGGUCACGGAACCAGUAAACUCCUCGGUGAAAUCGCACCAGGAGUGUACAACUUCGACAAGCAGAACCCACCGAUCAGUCCCAUCACCGGGGAACCCGUGACCUCACACUAUCGGCUUGGCCAGACGUGGGGAAGCGUCUUUGGCAAGCUGGCGGGAACGGUAGAGGAGUGUCGUGCCAUCUUGGUCUCGGAAUACCUCAUGGACGACAAAAAGUUGCUGGAGAUAUUUGGUUACACUGAUGACAGUGAAAUCACCGCUGACGACCUCCUCUAUACCACCUAUCUGAACAUCGGCGUCGAUGGUCUUCAAGCUCUCGAACAUUAUAAUUUCCAAAGUCAGGCUUGGGGCCAAGUCCACCACCAGGCCCACUUCUCCAUUCUCAAGCAUCUCCUCCAAGACGGCGGCGGCGUCAUCCGCAUUGCCCACGACCCUGCCGAGUCGAGCCUCACCGUCCACAUCGACCGCAGCAAAUUCAUCUCGCACGGCAAACCCGCCUUGGGCCAUUAUCUCUGCCGCCUGCACAUCUGGCGCUGCACGGCCGACGCUGCCUCCUGCAAAGCGUUCUACGAGCCCCUCUGUGCGGUCGAGGGCGAGUACGAGCAGUGGCGACAGAUUGUGUGCUCGAAGCCGAAACCAAGAUGGAAGUUUGUGCAACCUAACACCUCGAUAACUGGGGACGAGGUCGAGAUGAAGGUUUACGAAGAAAGCAAUAGAGGUAUCAUUCAGUCUUGGGUCGAAAGGGGUAUUUGA